Messenger RNA from Colletotrichum phormii, 4782 nucleotides. RefSeq lists its product as uncharacterized. The transcript has 3 exons. The coding region runs from base 190 to 4782 and encodes 1530 amino acids. Lineage: Eukaryota; Fungi; Ascomycota; Sordariomycetes; Glomerellales; Glomerellaceae. The record is from RefSeq and is a predicted model, not a curated record.
AAGUUCUUUUCAGAGCUCUCUGAUUGAGGUCCCCAACGUCCAAACCUUCUCUUCCAGCCACCGACCUUUUGUUCCUUUUCCACAUUGUUUUCCUUUCUCGACUUCAAUCACAUUGCAGCGAACUCGGCGAACUCUACCCUCCAUGGAAUAGAUCGCGCGCGGCGCAGAAAAUCAUUCGACUCGGCGAAGAUGGAGAAGGACUUGCGUUUGCGCCUCGUGGUUCGACGCCACGGCGUGCCUGAUGUCAAGCUUCUCUGGAACGUCACCGCCAACGAAGAUCUCACCAUUUCGAAGCUUCUCACCCAGGUCAACGAUGUUGUUCCCCUCGAGGGCGGCGAAUGGGGUCUGGAGGACUACGCCGUUGAGCUUAAGGACGCCUCUGGCGACGGCUUCGAAUGCGUCCACUACCACCUUGUCUCCAAGGUCCUAAAGGAUGAUGACCAAGUCCUUAUCCGCCCCCUUCUGACCGGCGACCUGAAGAGACGACGACUUAGCGGCCGACACCAGAUUUCUGCCGACGGAAAGCACCUCGUCGACGGCCUCGCAUUCGGACGCCCCUGGCUCAGAGCCCCCCGAGAUCGCCCUACUGUCGCCCUUCCCCCCAGAAAGAAGGCUCGCAUCACAUACACAAGUGAAGAUGAAGAAGACUCCCCAUCCGAAGCUGAGGUUCAGCGGCCCAUGCUGGAGUACGAAUCCACGAGAGCACAGGAGGAUUCCUCUAGCGUCCAGCUACGUACGCGAUUUUACGACGCAGAUCUAGGUGGCGACUCUGAGGAGGAAGAGGACGACUUCGAGCCCGCCGCCGCCCACGACGACGAUGACGAGGGCAUGGAUUCGGAAAAUGACGAUAUCCAGGAUGAGCUCCGUAUGCUUCGCGAAGACAAUGCCGCUGUUAGAGAAGGUGAUAUUCUCGAAGAGCUGCGGAACAUCAGAGACAGAAGAACAUCGAGUGGAACCGCCAGCAGCAGCCGCUCGUUGGAGACGUCUGAUGACUCUCCAGUGCCGUCAGCGAGCAACGCGCUGGUCAGAUCUGGAGGGAGGUCGAACAGGUUCCAGCUAAACCUGGACACACUCGAUAAGAUUGCAGCUCUGAGAGCCGCGUUUCCCAGCGCUCGGGUCUCCACCAUCGAAAGGACCCUGUUGAGAUACAGUGCAAACUCCGCACGAGCCUACCGUAAACUGGACAAGACUUUCGAACCCCGUCUCAGCCUACAGCAGACUCUGGAUCAUCAAGCGAGGAGCCUAUCUAGCAGUCCAAUCCGACACGCGAACUCGAACACGGGACGUGAGCUCGUUCUACGGGAAUCGAGUCUACUUGAGCGAUCCUCUCACGCCACAUCCCAUGACCAGGAUGAAGAGGACGAAGAUGUGGACGAGAACGAUAGUGAUGAAGCCUCAGAGACGCUCAACCACAAUGCUCACGCCGAUCAUGCUUCGAUUGGCAGUAACGAUGUCUCAGACUCGGACUCCGAAUCUAGCUCCGAGGGCGCAACAUCCGGGUCUGAUGAGGAUAUGGGCAAUACUUCCGACAAUGAUUCAGUGGCCUCCUCUUCCGAGAAUGAAUCCGACGACGAAUCGAGUGAGGUGGAAGGUGGCGGGCCUGUCAUGGACGAAGACGACUCAGACUCGGCUGACGAAAAAGUCUCGAGCUCAGACGACGAUUCGAGUUCGGACGGUUCUUCUAGCGAUGAGUCAAGUGUUGCAUCUGCAAAGGAGCGAUUGUCUGCCAGACAGGCUGCGAUCGUCGAGGUCUCAUCGGACUCGUCAUCAGAUUCAGACAGCAGCAGCGAAGAUUCUAGCUCGGAUUCUGAACCCGAGGAGCUUCCUAGCAAAACCCUCUCUAGCCAACGGAUUCUGUUUGACACGGUCAAACCCAAUGAGACUCUGAAGUUGCCUAAAGCCGCACCAGGCGCUGCAGCUCAACCCAAGCAAGAGCAGCCUGACGUGCCUCCUGGUCAGGGAUUGAGCAAGACGCAAAAGAGGAAUGCCAGGCGCAAACUUGCCAAGAAAAUGGCCGUCCAGACUAGGUCCCCAUCGGCUGCGAAUAGCGCAGAGUUAUCCCCGGCAGGAAUGUCUGAGGAGCUGGCAGCAUUUCAAGCACGGAAGCAAGCCCUACUUAACGCCCUUGCAUCCGACGGCCCAGCUGAAACCAGUCAGGAAAAGCCACUGGAGAUACCUGACUCAGCACCUCAAGAUGCCGCAGCAUCAACUGCUGACGCCGACAUCGACAUGAUGGAGACUUCACAGAGCCCCUCCGCGCAAGGAGCUGCCUCUGAGCGGCGCAUGAAGCCUAAUGUUGGAGCUGCCCGCCGCAUGCUAAUGGGAUCUUUGGGUCUCAAGAACCCGAAGAACAAGGCUGACGAAGACAAGAUUCGUCAAGACCUGAUGAAAGGUGUUCGACCUCACACCAACGCUCGUCUGUCGGAAGGGGCUUCGCAGCCUAGCGAAUCCGCACAGACCCAAGAAUUGGUAGAGGAAGACUCCGAAGCCUGGCGCGAGAAAAUCGCUUACCGAGCCGUAGAAUGCUGCCACGACGGCGUCGAGCUAUCGGAACCGCCCUUCCCUUUCGUCCAGCGUUGGGACCCUCAACAGCGGGUGGAAGAAUGGUUCGGUUCGAAGAAUAAGCGCGGGGGCAAGCGUAAGCGCGUACAGCGCGAUCAAGCUCAAUAUCACGAAGGCGGCGACUCUCAAUCGUCGAAGAAGCGUCGCGUAACCGAUGAAAGCUUCGGCGUUGCCUUCUCCGACGCGGUUGAGUCUGCUCAAGAGGGAGAUACGACACUCAAUUAUGAUGAUCCGUCUGACGAUCCGCCGGUAACUAAGAAACCUGCCGAAGAGAGCCAGGCGACGGACAUUGACGAUCUUCCUUCACUUCCGUCCGAUUUGUCUACUCUUCAGGACCUUCGUCCAGGAGAAGCCAAACUCGGCAUGGUCAUCACUUGGAAGCAACUGGCUUUGUCAUCGCAAACCAAUUGGCAACCCCAAGUGGUGAGCUUGACCGGCGUGCUCGUCAGGAUCUAUGAUGAGGAUGCAUCCGAUCUUGAGUUCAUCUUAGCUCAUCGCGAUCGAGGCGUCGAUCGAACCGAGAAGACGUACGACGAAGAGACUGGAGAAAGGGUGUACGAUCGCUUCGAGGCCCCCGAUGACGACGAAGACGAAGAGGCAGAGAACGAAGUCGAAGAGGGCCAUCGACGUGUGAAUUAUUUGGAACUGAUCGAGCCCAAGAUCGUGCAGCUUCCCCUGGACGAUGACACAAAAGCGGGCGGGAACGAGAAACUGAGUGCCUCGGAGGGCGAAAGUGAUCCUACGGACAGCGUCAUUCAUGAAACCAUUUACGAUGGCCAAAGUCAGCCUUCCCAGCUCAACGGAGAAAUUUCUGGUCAGUCCGAGGUGGGUGAAGUUGGAAGUCAGUCAAAAGUCGAUGCAAAGGGAAGUCGAGCCAGGGCUAAUACGGAUACGCAACAGCCUCAAGGCGUCGCGGGCAGUAACCCCCGUCUUGAUGCUUCCGCAGACGGCGAUGAGUCUAGUCACCCCGGUGUACACUUGGAAGGUGAUGACCACAACAUGGACGAAAGCGAUAUGCCUACCCCCCGAGCCAAAGACCAGCUGAAAGACGAUAAUAAUACGGUGCCGACAACAGAAGACGACUCUCAGAACUCCAACGGCAAUGCCCUCUCCAUCUCAUCGGAUCGUCGUCAUGAGAUCAGCAUCAUGAUCGAAGAAGCAGGCUUUCGCAAAGAUGUAUCACCAUCAGUCAUUCGCCGCAAGACUAGCAGCCCUUCCCGCCAGUUACUAGACCAGUUGGAAGCUGCCGAUACCCCCCGCGUGAUUUCAAAGUCCCCGCUAUCCCAAGAGAGUCUUGUGAACGUUACUCCAGCGCCGGAUAACAGCAGAGAUGCAGGUACUGGGGUCACCGACGACGGGAGUGUUCCGCCGCCGUCGUCUAUGAGUAGUAUUCGCAGUGGUCGGCAAGUCGACCCGGACGACUUUGGCUUCAAUAUGGGAGACGACGACGUACAGCAGAUGAGCGACAAUGGCCAUGGUUCUCCUUCUGUCGAUGCCUCGACUCCAAGACCCCAGGUACAUACGCCAACCAGAGAGAAGGACACUCCUGAGCCGAACUCGGGCGAGAAGUCUUCUCUUCCGUCACUAGAGAGCCUGUUCAAGACAGCCUCGCAACGAAAUUCGCAGAAGAACACCCAAAGCCCAUCCAAGUCUCAGAGCACGAAGCCGCAAAUGCGCCAAAUUGACGAGGCGGACGAAGACGAAGAGAACGAGGAAGAAGACGAUGAGACGCCGCGGAAAUUUGGAAAGACACGAAAGACGUUGUUUCCCAACUCGAGCCAGCCAGACUCCGAGUCACCAGACUUGCCCGAUCUCAAGCCGACUGCCAAGUCAGCGCCCUCGUCUUUCAUCGAGACGGAGGACGUUCAACCCCGUCUAUUGCGUGAGCGAGUCCGGACAGGUUCUCCAUUCGUGGUUCCUCCUGGAUCACAGGUAGUCACCUUAUCCUCGAGCCCGCCUAGCUCGCCACUGGAGGAGAAUUAUGCGGAAGACGACGUUGAUGAGGACUAUGAGGAGAACAACAGCAGUAGCCUUCCGCAUGGAUCCGGUUGGGUGCAGAAGAACAAGCCACCCAAGGCCAACCCGCGAGCGAAAAGUGUGCCGGCAGCAAGACCCACAGCCAAGACGGCGACUACGGGUCGACCCGUUUCUUCGAGCUCGAUGCCCGCGAGACCCGCCGCGAAGGGAAAGGGGCCAUGCAAGUCAUCAGCAAGGUUCUAG